Molecule: messenger RNA, 1681 nt
Organism: Cryptomeria japonica (Japanese cedar)
Lineage: Eukaryota; Viridiplantae; Streptophyta; Pinopsida; Cupressales; Cupressaceae
Product: peroxidase 51
Exons: 4
Coding region: 238-1209 (323 amino acids)
Biological process (GO): hydrogen peroxide catabolic process; response to oxidative stress
Molecular function (GO): peroxidase activity; heme binding
Source: RefSeq, a predicted model, not a curated record
AUGGGCAUGAAGAGGGACUCCUGAGUUUAAGCAAAUUUAAUAGAGAAAGUUGGGAGAGCAUUCACCCGAUAGGCAGAGGAGGUCAUAGAACUGGUUUACAAAGUAGUACUAGUGAUAAGUUGCCUUGGACGUUUUGGUUUAUUAUGCUGAAAGAAGUUUGAGAUCUCAGUUAGUAAACCUAGAUACCUUAUUUCUAAGCAAUCAACAGGAGCUGAAAGUUGGUAUGUACUGUUAACUAUGGGUAGAAAGUUGAGCCUGAUCUUGUUGGUACUGUUGGGAGUGUGCAUUUGUAAAGGAUCAGCCCAAUCAACGCUGCUUAGUACAAAUUUUUAUGCCAAUUCAUGUCCCAAUGUUGAGGCCAUUGUAAAAGAAGUUGUUAGUAAAAAAUACAGCCAGUCAUUUCUGACUGUUCCUGCCACGUUGAGGCUUUUCUUCCAUGAUUGCUUCGUUGAGGGAUGUGACGCCUCGGUGAUCAUCCAAUCUACUGCAAACAAUCAGGCAGAAAAGGACAGUCCAGAUAACUUGUCUCUGGCUGGGGAUGGGUUUGAUACUGUAAUCAAAGCAAAGCAAGCUGUAGAGAACGUGUGUCCCAACACCGUGUCUUGUGCUGAUAUCCUAGCCAUUGCUACCAGAGAUGUUAUAGCACUGGUUGGAGGUCCAACAUAUAAUGUGGAGUUUGGGAGAAGAGAUGGAACAAUAUCUCAAGCAUCCAGAGUCGAUGGAAACCUGCCUAAGGCUUCAUUCAAUCUAGAUCAGUUGGUCACUCUCUUCAACGCAAAGGGCUUAUCUCAGACAGACAUGAUUGCUCUAUCUGGGGCUCAUACAGUGGGGAGCUCUCACUGCAUCGACUUUUCAUACAGAAUUUACGGCAACCCAUUCGAUCUCACUUUGAACAGCAACUAUGCAAGCCAACUGCAGAACAUUUGUCCCAUGAAUGUGGAUCCAGACGUUGCUGUUAGCUUGGACCCUACAACACCUAAUAAAUUUGACAAUGUCUACUACCAAAAUCUGGAAAAUGGCAAAGGUCUUCUCACUUCUGACCAGGUGUUAUUCACUGAUAGCCGCUCAAGAAACACGGUCAAAAUCUAUGCAAGGUAUCCAUCUAGAUUUAAUGCAGGCUUCAUACAAGCGAUCACAAAUCUAGGUCGCGUUGGUGUUAAGGUGGGCGAUCAAGGAGAAAUCAGACAAGAUUGCAGUCGCUUCAAUUAAUAUUCUUCAUGCUUGGAUUUGUCAACAAAUUUAUCAGCUCUUAAAUUUAGGUUUUGACAGAUCAACACUAGAAGUACCUGGAUUUUGGGGAGCAAAUGUUUAUUGUAGUAUUUAUACAUUUCCUUCGGGAGGGAAUAAUAGGCUAUAAGUGCUGAAAGGAGAAGUUAAUACAUGGGAAGCAGUGGAAGCUUUUGCUUCUUCCCCUGUCAUAUUUAUUCAUUUUCAUUCACAAUUAAUACCAAUAAAGCUAGAUGUAUGUAUUUGAGCUCAAUCACAGAGCUGUACAGAUUUCUAUUGGUUGAGUUUAACUAGCUCAUGAGCCUCUGAAGUACAUCUUGUAGCGUGGCAGUGAAGCCUACCUUUCUGCAUUGAAAAGUCUUAAGGGACUAGUGAUGGCACUUGGACACUUCUCCAUUUUGUUAAUAUUUUAUUAGCAUGAGAUGUUUUAAAAAAAUUAACUGUGCAUGUAAAU